CCAUGCCCCGCAACCACGGGGGAGGAGAUGAGGGCGGCUCCGCCGGGCUCUGGCUGAAGAGCAGCGCGGCGGCGGGCGGGGGGCGCCUGGCUACGGGCAUGAAGGAUGUGGAGGCGGGCCGGGGCCGCGUGCUCCUGAACUCGGCUGCCCGCGGGGACGGCUUGCUGCUGUUGGGCACCAGCGCCGGCGCGCUCGGCGGCGGCGGCGGCGGCGGCGGCGGUGGCUUCAGGGAGAACCGCCGGGCGAAGCACGGAGCCCGGAUGAGCCUGCUGGGGAAGCCGCUGGCUUACAACAGUAGCCAGAGCUGCAGGAGGAACGUCAAGUAUAGGCGGCUGCAGAAUUAUCUGUACAACGUUCUGGAGAGACCCCGAGGGUGGGCGUUCAUCUACCACGCGUUCGUUUUUCUCCUUGUUUUUGGUUGCUUGAUUUUGUCAGUGUUUUCUACCAUCCCCGAGCACACAAAAUUGGCCUCUAGUUGCCUCUUGAUUCUGGAGUUUGUGAUGAUUGUCGUCUUUGGUUUGGAGUUUCAUCAUCCGUAUCUGGUCAGCUGCUGCUGCUGUCGCUACAGAGGAUGGCAAGGAAGAUUGCGAUUUGCCAGAAAACCAUUCUGUGUGGUAAAUACCAUUGUUCUCAUCGCUUCAAUAGCAGUUGUUUCUGCAAAAACUCAGGGUAAUUUUGCAACAUCCGCACUCAGAAGUCUUCGUUUCCUACAGAUCCUCCGUAUGGUGCGUAUGGACCGAAGAGGAGGAACGUGGAAAUUAUUAGGUUCAGUUGUCUAUGCCCACAGCAAGGUAAGAAUUAAUCACAGCUGGUACAUAGGAUUUUUGGUUCUUAUUUUUUCAUCUUUCCUCGUCUACCUGGUGGAAAAGGAUGCAAAUAACAGUUUUACUUAUGCAGAUGCUCUCUGGUGGGGCACAAUCACAUUGACAACAAUUGGCUACGGAGAUAAAACUCCCCUAACUUGGCUUGGAAGAUUGCUUUCUGCAGGAUUUGCCCUCCUUGGCAUUUCUUUCUUUGCGCUACCCGCUGGUAUUCUUGGCUCAGGGUUUGCAUUAAAAGUGCAAGAACAGCACCGCCAGAAACACUUUGAGAAAAGAAGGAAUCCAGCUGCCAGCCUAAUCCAGUGUGUAUGGCGUAGUUAUGCAGCUGAUGAGAAAUCAGUUUCCAUUGCUACCUGGAAGCCUCAUUUGAAGGCCUUGCAUACCUGCAGUCCUACCAAGAAAGACCAAGGGGAAACAUCCAGCAGCCAGAAGCUAAGUUUUAAAGAACGGGUACGGAUGGCUAGCCCAAGAGGUCAGAGUAUCAAGAGCAGACAAGCAUCAGUGGGAGACCGUCGAUCGCCAAGCACGGACAUUACAGCUGAGAGCAGCCCAACCAAAGUGCAGAAAAGCUGGAGUUUCAAUGAUCGAACUCGCUUCAGACCUUCCCUGCGUCUUAAAAGUUCUCAGCCAAAGCCAGUAAUAGAUGCUGACACUGCUCUUGGAACAGAUGAUGUAUAUGAUGAGAAAGGAUGUCAAUGUGAUGUUUCAGUAGAAGACCUCACACCACCACUGAAAACUGUCAUUAGGGCCAUCAGAAUUAUGAAGUUUCAUGUCGCAAAAAGGAAGUUUAAAGAGACAUUACGUCCCUAUGAUGUGAAAGAUGUUAUUGAACAGUACUCUGCUGGACAUCUGGAUAUGCUUUGUAGAAUCAAAAGUCUCCAAACACGCGUUGAUCAAAUUCUUGGAAAAGGGCAAAUCACAUCAGAUAAGAAGAGCCGAGAGAAAAACACCGCAGAGCUGGAAACCACGGAUGACCUCAGCAUGCUAGGCCGUGUGGUCAAGGUUGAGAAACAGGUACAGUCUAUAGAAUCAAAACUGGAUUGCCUACUAGACAUAUAUCAACAGGUCCUAAGGAAAGGCUCUGCGUCAGCCCUGACUUUGGCUUCAUUUCAAAUUCCACCUUUUGAAUGUGAACAAACAUCCGAUUAUCAAAGUCCUGUGGACAGCAAAGAUCUGCCCAGUUCCGCACAAAAUAGUGGCUGCUUAUCCAGGUCAGCCAGUGCCAACAUCUCUCGAGGCCUGCAGUUUAUACUUACACCAAAUGAGUUCAGCACUCAGACUUUCUACGCUCUCAGCCCAACUAUGCAUAGCCAAGCAACACCGGUGCCAAUGAGUCAAAGCGAUGGACCAGCAAUGGUGGUCACCAACAACAUUACAAACCAAAUACACCAGGUGACCAAGCCGGUGGCCCCAACUACCUUACAGAUCCCCCCUCUCCCAGCCCUCAAACAUAUCCCCAAACCUGAGCCCAUACAGAUUAGCCCUGCUACCGUGCAGGAGAGUAUUUCUGAUGUCACUGCCUGCCUUGUUGCCUCAAAGGAAAGUGUUCCAACUAUACAGUCAAAUCCAAUCAAGGAUCGGUCCCUGAGAAAAAGCUUUGACAUGGGAGGAGAGACCUUGCUGUCUGUUCGCCCUACAGUGCAGAAGGAUUUGGGCAAAUCAUUAUCUGUACAAAACCUAAUCAGAUCGACGGAAGAACUUAAUGUGCAGCUUUCCGGGAGUGACUCUGGGGGCUCCAGAGGAAGCCAAGAGUUUUAUCCCAAAUGGAGAGAGUCCACUUUAUUUAUAACUGAUGAAGAAGUGGGCCUAGAAGAGACAGAAACUGAGACUUUGGAUAGCAUUUCUCAGCCUGCCAAGGAAACAUCUUUCCCUUCUGACUCUCUCAGGACUGGAAUGUCAAGAUCAUCUCAAAGCAUUUGUAAGGCAGGGGAAAGUCCAGAUGUACUCAGCUUGCCUCACGUCAAACUUAAAUAAUUUCUUGAUUUUCUUUCUAGGCUUAGCACUUCCUUUAGCCAUACAUAUCAUUGCAUGAACUAUUUUGAAAGCCCUUUUUAAAAGAUAAAAUAAUGAGAAUCAGGAAGAAUAAGAAAGGCAGUUUAAGAGCCCAUUAUCUUCUAAUUGCAUGAAAAUGCAUGUUUCAGAGAUGGCUGAAAUUCCAAGGUAUACCUACAUUAACCCAUUCAUUUAAUAAUAAGGUAACAGAGGUUAAAAUCCUGAGGGGAAAAAAAAUCUUACACAGCUAAUGCUAUGGGCUAGACAAAACAAAAAUUUGAGCAUUUACAAAAAUUAAUAUUGUAUUUUGAAAGUAUGGAAGUAAACAUCUUCAAAUUUAAGGCACUUUUGCUUCAUGGUUAAAUACAAAAAUGUUAUUUUCAAAACUGGGCCAUUGUGUAUGUUUAUAACCCAAAAGACUGUUUCCAGCUACUGGCAAGAUACCAAGAAAAGCAUAUGCAGGAAUAUUAGAAAUGGCUACCAUUGCAAGACAUGUCAGGUCAUUUCUAGGCCAUCAUUUAUCCCUUAAUGUAGUUUAGAAUGUUGAUUUCUGUAAUUCUGGGGUGACUUAGUAUUGCGAUAAAUGAGUUUAUACCCCACUUCAGGUUCUUUGCCCUAAGAAUAGUCUUUUUCUAUGAAAUGUGCAAAUAAAAAGGUUCAGGACCAGUUAGCAAAGCAAACUGACCCAGUGAUUGGGGAUAUCAGGUUUAGUGAAAGAAAGCUCUUCCUUGAUAAUUGAAUCAACUGUGGCCAACCCAAUUGAUUGAUUCCAGGAUUUGGGCUGUAGCAACAACUGGCUUCUUUCUGCACAAUCAACCCACUCAACCAUGGGAUAACCCAGACUGGCCAGGAAGACGGCCAAAGUUAACUGAUCUGACUGCUACACAGUCCAGCUAUUUCAAUCAUGGGGACACAGCCUCCUGCCAAGUCAUGCCAAUGCUGUUUUUAAAUUCUUCUGAGACUAAUGUGUUUUAACAUCAGGGUCUAUAAGGAAAUGGGAGAUAGUACCUAUUGUUCCUCCUCUCCCAAAGGGCCUGUUUCUUUCCCACAAAACUGACAGUGGUAUCACACACACACAUACACACACACACACACACACACAGGAGAUAGAGAAUUUAGUGGGGCCUGAAGUAAAACAAGAGGUGAAUAAAAUGAAAAGAAACAACCAGGAAAGGUGAAAAUAGUGGCUUGAUGGGGGGGGGGGGGAUCCAAAAGGAGGAGUUAGCAAAACAAAACAAACCAAUGAAAAAUAUAUAGCAAAAGCAAAUCAAAAGGAUAAAAGAGCGGUGUUACUUGAGAAUUCUUACAUUUUUCCAAUAUUUGAUGGGUUCGACAUGCAGAUCAUUCCCCCCUCCAUAUCUUUUGUAGAGGGGGACUAGGUCUCCUCUCACCAAAAUAGAAGUGCAGUGGCCAUUAAAGGGCUCCAUCUCAAUUCAUAUGGACACACGAUUUAACCUACUCCAUUUUUCCAGCAUGGCCUGGUUAGUUUGCCCCACUGUCAGGCACCAAUAUGGUGGGCCCCUGACAUGAUUGGGAUACCAGAUCAGCUUAAUGCAUUGCAGUAAUCCACCAGCUUCAAUCUACCCAACUGCGAGGAUUAUAAGUAUGCAUGACUACUUUGGGCUCAAAUCAUUCCCUUUUCAUAGAAAAAAAAAAGUGAGAUCAUUUGGAAGCCUCUUCAUUGUUGAAUAUUCCUAGUUGCCUUUCUUCAAUGCCCAGAGAAUAAUUUGCUCUAAUGGGGAGGGGGGGGGCAAUGUACAUUCUCCAUAUAAAUGUCUAAAUGCAAGCUGCCUCAAUGUUUUAUACACUAAGGAAAAGUUUGUGUAAUGUACAAGAAUGCCACCAUGAACCUGGGAGCUUGGAUCCUCUGCUGUGAAAAUUCAGUCCAAAAUCUGCCCGGGGGGGGGGGGGGCAGCUAGGUGGCACAGUGGAUAAAGCACUGGCCUUGGAUUCAGGAGGACCUGCAUUCAAAUCCAGCCUCAGACACUUGACACUAGCUGUGUGACCCUGAGCAAGUCACUUAACCUUCAUUGCCCUGCCCCCCCCAAAAUAAAAUCAUCCAGGACUAGAAGGGUCUAAGAAUCAAAAUACAUAAUGCAACAGAAACCCAGCAAAGAGUCUAAAGGGAAAGUAAAGAUGAGAAAGCCAUUUUAUCAGAGCAAAAGAGCCCUUUUCUCAGUAACAGAAAGAAAGCAUUCAUUACCUGUGGGAAACCAGUGUAAUAAGGCACCCAGAGUAACAGGAGGAAUCCCAGACCAUCUAUCCCAACUAAAUUCAAAGGGCAAGGAAAAGAGGUAUUGCUAAGAGCAUCCCAAUAUGGAAGCUGGACUAAGUCUACUUCCAGCCACAUAUGCACUCAGAAAUAGGUUCUGCUUUGGCCUCUCCAGACUGCAGUUAAUUCCAUCAAUCAACGUUUCCCUUUGACAGUCACUGUAUAUGGCAGCCAAGGGCUCAGAGCACUAGUGGAAGAGGGUAGGCCAGUGGCCAGAGGGAACAUAAAUGGAUUGUCCUCAGACUGUGUCUAAGAUUUUUUUUUUCCAUAAAAUUCUUAGAUGCCCUGUAACCAAUAUGUGUGUUUCACAGAUAAUAGCAAAUUAGGCUUUCUUACCUAGCCCCUUCACCUCUUUCUCUCACUUAGUUUUUUCAGUUUCAAGACCUGCUCAUAGACCUCCUGUCCUUAUUUCACUUCUAAACCCCACCCCCAUUCAGCUUAACUACUAGGCUAACCAAGCCAGAUCUCUGCCCUACCUUCAGCCUCACAUAUGGGCUCUCAAUAUUAAUGGAGUUAUUAACAAAUAAACAAUUAGCAAAUAUUAAUGGAUAGGAGGGGGGAAAUAGGAGACACAACUUUCAGGUAGCACUGAUUUCUGGACAAUCUGUCCUGGAUCAAACCCCCACUGGCAGCAAGAAUUCUGAAUGUAUGGGGACAUCUACCUAGGCCUCGGGUUUGGCACAAUUUGACCAUAGGUGUGCAUAGUGUUGAAGCCAGGUGUGCCGGCACAUCUAGCCUAUAAUCUGUACAUGCCUAUGAAUUUAACCCUAGGGCCAGACCUGGUUAGAAUUUAAAAUUCAUUUAAGAAAAAAUAAAAAAAAUCACUUGUCCCAGCAGUCUUAAUCAUGGCUAAGCUCUGUAAACUGUAUUGUGAAGAACUUGAACUGUUUACUUUGAAUAUGUGAUCACCGCUGCCUCCAUCUUUCUUUUUACACGAGAAUUAUUGGAUAUUACAUGACAGAUUUAUUAUGUGAAAGUAUAUGCAUUCUGUAGGAUUGUAUAUAAUGUAUUGCUGUCCAUGGAUCCUAUGGGAAAUGGGUGAUGGUCCCAGAUUUAUACUGGGACAAAUUCCAGUUGGAAAAUUCCACAGGGUCUCUUGAAGCACAAUUAGCCAAGCACUGAGUAACCAUUUGACUUUUUCUAAAUUUGAAUUUUCCUACUUUCUUUUAUGUGUCCAUCUGGACAUGAUAAUAUCUGAUCACAAACACUACUUUUGUGUAGUUGACCAAGGUUUUCAAACAUUUCAGAUCUCUCACAGGAGAUCUGGUCCAUCUGGACCAAUUGGCAGUUUUCAAAUAGUGUUCAAACCAACUUUAUCAAGCUUUUGAGGCUUUGUUUUUGCUUGUGUUUUAAGGUGCCUUCCUCAUUUCCCUUUUGAUUCCCACAGAGGUCAGAGAGUUCUAAAUCUACAGAUAGGAGAAAGUGAAUGGAAAGGAGAAACUUGGGCUUACAGAGCCCAAUUCUCUGGUUAGUUAGUGAGGAAGAACUGUGACUUAUGGUGAGAACUGGGCAGAGGGCAGCUAAACUAAUGAGUUUACCCUUAGGCCUUCCUUUCAUUUAACAGGAACAAGAAAGGGUUAUUCACAUUAAUUUAUCUCACAAAAGUUGGUAUUUUCGCCUUAAAUAACAUGCUUGUGUUCUCUUAAGAGUAACUUAAUUUAUUUAAUAUAAUUGUGUGCACUUCAAUGAGCAUUUCUAAAAUUCAUGUAUGACAAUGGAAUUGUCUUUUUCUCAAGAACAAAUAAAUCAGGAAUAUCACAACCGAUUCAGGUGACUGUUGAAAUCUAGUUGCCUCUUUCACUAUCAUUUAAGGGUCAAGAUUACUUUGCUUUUUUUAAUGGAAGGAUUUAAAGAUAUCUCUACAAUCAUUUUGACAAGGUUUUUCUGCUGAAUUGGCUGGAUGGUUGGUUAAAUUCACUGAUUAUUUCAAUCUAACUACACUUCUUUGUUUUUAAUACUGUCUCUCUCUAUAUCACCUGUGGGCAACUCCAUCUCACUCAAUUCCACUAUGGUUGAUCAGAGAGCUCUGAUCUAUCCUACUUCUGACCCGGAUGAUACAUUCUUCCUUAGGCAACUUAGUGCCCCAUCUCUACACCAGGACUUAUCUUACUAAUGUAGAACUUAGUGUGGUCACCUACCUCAUAGCAGCUCAGAACUCAAGAAAUCUACAAAGCUCAGCCUCCCUGGGUUGCAGGCCACCAUGCGUCUUAAAGAAUAUUGUCUGGGGGCAGCUAAGUGGCGCAGUGGAUAAAGCACUGGCCCUGGAUUCAGGAGGACCUGAGUUCAAAUCUGAGCCUCAGACACUUGGAGAACCAGCCUUGGAAUCAGGACAACCUGGGCUCAAGUCCUCUUGUGUGACUAUGGAAAAGUAACAAUCUCUCAGAGACAAAGCUCUAAGACUAUAAAUCACAGAAGAAUAGCCACUCCGCAUUCAAAGAGAGUCUCUGCACAGAGAUAAAAAUCACAGUUCUCCCUCCAAUCCUCAACAAAAACAGUCAAUUCACUAAGUAUUUGGUGGUCAUGAAAGUAUUUUUAAGGCAGGGACUUUUAUUUUGGAGCAAAACUGUAUUAGUUUAAACGUAAUCGCACUUUAUUUACCAACUGUUAAGUAGUCUACUUUGAAAUUCUUCGUGGCAAUAGUAUCUGCUGAGCAUAUGAACCAACCA
Messenger RNA from Dromiciops gliroides (monito del monte), 7751 nucleotides. It is a transcript of the gene KCNQ5, whose product is annotated as potassium voltage-gated channel subfamily Q member 5. Gene Ontology annotation, cellular component: membrane. Lineage: Eukaryota; Metazoa; Chordata; Mammalia; Microbiotheria; Microbiotheriidae. Gene Ontology annotation, molecular function: voltage-gated potassium channel activity. The record is from RefSeq and is a predicted model, not a curated record. Gene Ontology annotation, biological process: potassium ion transport; transmembrane transport.